UGCAGGUGAGGGGCUGGCUUGGUAGUGAGCAAAACACCAGAACCUCCAGUUCAGGUGAGCUUUUCUGCAACCUGCAGCCCUUCUGGCCAACAGCAAGCCUUCUCAUAGCACCUGGGGGGAAAGAUCUGUGAGUGUCCCGGCGGCAGGAGUGAAGUGCACCGUUUAGGAGAGGAAAAUGAGCGAACUCGACCAGCUACGCCAGGAGGCUGAGCAGCUCAAGAACCAGAUCAGAGAUGCCAGGAAAGCUUGCGCAGAUGCCACUUUGUCGCAGAUUACAGCUAACAUUGAUCCUGUUGGCCGAAUUCAAAUGCGCACUAGACGAACACUGAGGGGUCAUCUGGCUAAAAUUUAUGCCAUGCACUGGGGCACUGAUUCUAGGCUGUUAGUGAGUGCCUCCCAGGAUGGUAAACUCAUCAUUUGGGACAGCUAUACCACAAACAAGGUCCACGCCAUCCCCCUGCGCUCUUCCUGGGUGAUGACCUGUGCGUAUGCUCCCUCUGGAAACUAUGUAGCUUGUGGAGGACUGGAUAACAUUUGUUCAAUUUACAACCUGAAAACACGUGAGGGAAAUGUUCGUGUGAGCCGUGAGUUAGCUGGACACACAGGUUACUUGUCUUGCUGUCGCUUCCUGGAUGACAACCAGAUUGUAACCAGCUCUGGAGACACCACCUGCGCUCUGUGGGAUAUUGAAACUGGCCAGCAGACAACUACAUUCGCUGGCCACACUGGAGAUGUAAUGAGCCUCUCUCUGGCACCUGAUGCCAGGUUAUUUGUCUCUGGUGCUUGUGAUGCCUCAGCCAAACUCUGGGAUAUCAGAGAAGGAAUGUGCCGACAAACUUUCACUGGGCACGAGUCGGACAUCAAUGCCAUCUGUUUCUUUCCUAAUGGCAACGCAUUUGCGACGGGCUCUGAUGAUGCCACCUGCCGACUCUUUGACCUGCGUGCUGAUCAGGAACUGAUGGUUUACUCUCAUGACAACAUCAUCUGUGGAAUCACCUCUGUAGCUUUCUCCAAGAGUGGCCGCCUGCUGCUGGCUGGAUAUGAUGACUUCAACUGCAAUGUUUGGGACACCCUCAAAGCUGACCGUGCUGGUGUGCUCGCAGGUCAUGAUAACCGAGUUAGCUGCUUGGGUGUGACUGAUGAUGGCAUGGCAGUGGCAACAGGGUCCUGGGACAGCUUCCUCAAGAUCUGGAACUAAAGCCUGAAGAUGGCAUUCGGACUCCAAAGUGACUGGAAGACCAUUCCGACAUCAAAAUAUUAAAUUUCAUUGCAUAUCCAAUCCACUCACACUGACUCAAACACCCCCAAAACUAUGAAGGGCGAAAUGUUACCUUUCCUUCUCUCAUUAAAAAGAAGAGCACAAUGGUUUAUCACCCAACAAAAAAAAGAUUUCCUGUGGUAUUAUAAAAAUUGUGCAUUCCUUUUGGGACCAUUUUAUGUUACUGUCUUGAGAGAGAAAAAAACACUAUCAUCCCAUACAAAAAUGUAUCUUGAAAACAGAUGUUUGAGCGUAGUCAUAAAAAAUUAUCUAACUUUUGCUAGUUUUUUUCCGAGUUUUAGAUCAGUGAACUUGUUGGUUUAUGUUUAAAAAGAGAAUUGAAAGCUUUCUUUUAUCUCAGUCUUUAAGAUUUUAGAAUCAUGUUUGUAGCUGAGUUUAAAAUGAAAGUAAGGAGAAUCACUUGUCAUUUUUUUUAGUCCGCUUAUCACUAUGAAAAACAAAACGCUUCACCAGGGAGUCCAAGACCAGCUUUCGGGGAUGUCAAUUCUGUAUAUUUAGUCCCGGAUUUUUUUUUAAUUUUAUUUUUUCUCCUUUUUUCUGUCUUGUGUCACAGAUCUUUGUUUGCACAAAAAGAAACUUUGCGUAUAUAGAAUAAUGUUCAAAACGUAAACUAACCAAGCACAUGCUGUUUAUGAUAAUGAAUGCUCGUUUUUAAAACAAAUUGCAAAUUUUAACAAUUUUUUCUUCACCUUUUUUUUGUCGUUGGGUAAUGUAGAAUAAUUAAAUGAAGAUUAACCCCUCAAUUUGUUUUUUUUUCUUUUGUUGAAAUUGUUUUGGGUGGGGGUGGGAGGGAUAGAGGAGGGCUGGGGGGGACUGAAUUUUUACCCCGGUUUGCUCCGGAGUGUCCUGUUUAAACAGAGGUGCCCGUUCCGUGCUUGGAAAUGCAGUUAAUACUCUGUGAAUGAAAUGUUGUAUAAAUCAAUGUUUGAAAAUAAUGAUAUUGAACUUUCUAAGUUAAAAAUAAAAAAAAAUUCUUUUGGUUGUCUGCCAUGGGUGGGUUAACUCUUAGAAUCGCAUGCUGUAGAAUUGCUUAAAAAGUGCAUAUGGAACUAAAUCCUUUGAUGUUUUUCUUUAAGAAAAUAACCUGUUAAAACUGUAAUCACUGCCGCUGUAUUCAUAUUGUUUUGCUACUCUGUGCAUACAUCAUUAAAUUAAUAUGGAAAGCUAUGCACCUGAAAGAGAAGCACCAUCUUAAGACAUUAAUUACGAAAUAUAAAACCACACUUGAGCCUGUUCUGAAAUUGCAGUUUUUGGAAUGAUUCUGAAAGGAAGGAAGUGAAUGUCCAUUCUGUUUUCCAACAGAUCACAUGAACACAUGGGGGGAGGGGGGAAGAAAGUUUCCAAUUCCUUCUGUAGUAAACUCUUUCCAGUACUGAAAAAUGCUAGAAUCAUUUUGUAAUGAACAGGUUUUUUUCUGGCUUUCUUUAAUAAAAAAUUUAAAAAAAGGAAAAAAAGAAACUUGCAGCAUUUGGAUGGCAGAAUUUUCUGUUAUUCCCUUCUUACUGUAUACAGAAGCGCUUUUUCUUUAGCAGUAGUGGCAUUUUUCCAUUCUGUUUUUCUCUGCGACAUUCUGUACAAAAAAUGUGCUGUAAUUGUGCGUUAGGCCUGGACUUGGCAAAAAAAUAAAAAAUAAUAAAAAUAAAAUCCCUCUCUUUUUCUCUUUCCAUAAAAUAACUGUAGAGCUCUCUGCACCCCACUGUUACCUUUUCACCUUUUGUAUUUAAUUUUAAAGUCAGUCAGUGUACUACAGAAAGCUGGAUGCAAGAUAGAUCCUAUAUUAAAAUGUACUGUUAUUUAAGAUGUAAUAAAAAGCAGUUUGAGAUGA
This is a messenger RNA of Lepisosteus oculatus (spotted gar), 3104 nucleotides long. It is a transcript of the gene gnb1a, whose product is annotated as guanine nucleotide binding protein (G protein), beta polypeptide 1a. Gene Ontology annotation, cellular component: heterotrimeric G-protein complex; cytoplasm. Gene Ontology annotation, biological process: G protein-coupled receptor signaling pathway. Lineage: Eukaryota; Metazoa; Chordata; Actinopteri; Semionotiformes; Lepisosteidae. Gene Ontology annotation, molecular function: protein binding; signaling receptor complex adaptor activity. The record is from RefSeq and is a predicted model, not a curated record.